GAUUGGUAAAAAAUUAUUAUCAAUUUUAUGAUUGUUGUUUUCAAGAUUAACUUCAAUUUAUUGAAUUAUUUGAACGUAUCUAAUUAGAUUACUGUCUAAUAAUCUUUGAUGUGUGAAUGAAUUUGUUCACGAAUAAUAUAAAAAUGUUUUCCAAAUCCAAAUCUUAUUCAUCCCACCCAGAGCUUAGCAUUUAUGCUUUUCCAUUACCCGAAGCGGACGUGCCUAGAAAAGGCCCGAAUGCUCGUAAACGAAAAGGAGAACCACUUGGAGUUCCUUCUCCCAUUGACUAUCCAAACAUUCAUGAACCAAAAAAAUUACGCGAGGUAGAAUUCCCAGACCAUUUCUGUCCGUUUCUUCCUCAACAUCAACCACAAAUACAUUUAGGUCAGCGUGAAAAACACAAGAGAUAUCAGAAACGAAAACAAUUGGUGAAAAACCUGAGAAUUACGUCGUCAGAACCACUACUCAACAAGAUCAUCGAAUCUUCGAAAUCGAAUCAAAUUUUCAAAACGUCUAUUCCAAACGAUGCUACUAUCGGAAAAAAACCAAAUCCAAAAGCGAUCGAUCUCUCGCAUCUUAUUAAGAAUAGUCCAUUGGCACAUCUCGUUGAUAACCCAUUCGUUACUAAAAUGGAUAACGAGAUCAAGAAAGUUGUCGAUUCUGCCAGUGUUCCCGAGUUCACGUUCAAACCUAUCUUGAGUAAAAUAAUCGAUGAUUUAAACGAAUGUGUCAAAGUCGAAGGAUGUACAAAUAAAUGGAAUUGCUUUGGCUCGUUUUUAUACGGAUUAGUUUGGGGUGGUAGCGAUAUUGACAUUUAUUACGAAUGUGUAAGUGACGGUUCCGCUGUCGUACCUACUGGUCUACCCACCAAAAUGAGAAAAUGGCUGGGUAAAAGUAAAAAAUUCUAUAAAGUACUUUACGUCAAGAGCGCCCGAGUUCCUAUUCUCAAAGCAGUCCAUUUCGAAACGAAGAAAGAACUCGAUAUUUCGUUUUCGAACGCACUAGGAGUUCGAAAUUCUCUGCUGACCAAGUUUUAUCUGAGCUUGAAUCCAAAUUUGAAAUACUUGAUUUUAUAUUUGAAACACGUACUCAGAAAAUUCAGCCUCCAUGGAACGGCUAAAAUAACCACUCACAUAUUGAUUUGGCUCGUUUGCUUUUUCAUGCAGCAGAAGAACUUACUUCCUGCGGUAAAGGAUGUACGAAAAUCAGCCGAAAUCAAGACCGAAGUACAAGGAUGGGAUUGUUCCGUACCUGAUGUUUACUCGUUCAAGGUUGAGCCAGUUUCGUUGUAUUCUCUGGUGCUGGAAUUCUUCGCUUUUUACAAAGAUUUCGAUUUCUUGAACUACGUCAUUAGUCCAUUCCUCGGCUACGCUGUUCUGCUGAGUGAUUUCGAACGUGGACAAGUUGCUACCGACGAGUUGGCCGUUUAUUACAAUCGAGUACAGAAUAACGAUCAACGCUCGUUUUCCAGAUGGAUUAUGAAUAUACAAGAUCCUACAGAUUUGAGCUUCAAUAUUACCAAACAGGUGAUCAUAUGGAAUGUGAAUAGGUUCAAAAUCUUGUGUCAUUCGUUCAGCCUUGCACUACCGAAUGAUGUCUUCGAACUUGGUAAAAUCGAAAGUUUGAAUGGAAUUUUUCCUAAUCGUAAGAUAGAUUUCGAUCAGUACAAGUCGCACAAUUUGACUCAGUAUGCUACGUUCAUAGUACAGAGCAAGAGCCUGGAAACCAUUUUCGAUAAAUUUAAUCACGACUAUAUGUUAGAGACAAUACGUAAAGUAAUGGAAUUGGUUUUCGGAUUCGACAAGAAGAGCGUAGUAGUUGCUGAGAACGUCACUCAGAAUUAUGUUCAGGAUGGAAAAGGUACUAAACUCGCAUCUUCGAAUCUUUAUUUGGAAUAUUGUUCGUCGGAGAGUACGUGGAACAAUGAAUAUAUUAAAGAACUCGUUCCCAGAAGUGAAAAUGAGAAAGAGCAGUUUAGAGUUUAUCUCACGUGCGAAGUCUGUGUAGAAAAGAAGUUGAUUCGCGUGUUUGUUCAAGGAGAAGGUAAUUUCGUUGAAUUUAUGCGUGCACAAGGAUCCAAACUGUUUGCAUUUGGGUUAACUGAAGUUGUACCUGCUUAAAUUGUAUUGUUUAAUUUUUUUUAACGGAAUAAAUAAUGGUUUUUUAACGUCUUGAAGAAGUUUAUUUUACUUAUAGGUAAUUUAAGAUUUUGUAGAAAAUUAGAAAUAUCCAUUAAAGUUUGUGUUUUUUACUGUA
Messenger RNA from Planococcus citri (citrus mealybug), 2256 nucleotides. RefSeq lists its product as uncharacterized. The record is from RefSeq and is a predicted model, not a curated record. Gene Ontology annotation, molecular function: RNA uridylyltransferase activity. The coding region runs from base 117 to 2120 and encodes 667 amino acids. NCBI's taxonomy places the organism in Eukaryota, Metazoa, Arthropoda, Insecta, Hemiptera, Pseudococcidae. The transcript is spliced from 6 exons.